AGAGAGGAUCCUGAAUCGUGGCGUUAUCCCGGUCCAAAAUGCAAUUUCCGGUGUACGCCAGUCAACAUUCCCCGGAGCGAGAAGAACAAGAACUAGACAAAUAAGAUAACAACAACGACAAGGAAAACACACAUGGGGUUUUGAAGAAACAUCUGACAAAGCAUUUUCCGAAACAUGUAAAAAGAACCAGAAGCAUCAAAAGUCCGUCCCUCCCCCCGCUGGACCUGUGUAACUGGAAGUCCCGCGCUCUCUGGGAUUGGGAACGACGUCGAGCUUCUGCAGCCGUACUGCUCUGGAACGCGCCCCGCUCUCAGCCCCAUGUCCCUGGUACCGCUCUUGAACGCGCCCCGCUCUCUCCCGAUGUCCCGGGAAAAGCGUUGGUAGGACCGGAGCGCCACGAGUUUGUGAACGGCGCUGAACUGCAAAAACAACUGGACGUCGAAGCGGGGAGACGCCAUGGAGGACGAAGGCAUGGAGCAAUUGUGGAGCGACUCGGACGAAUCGGAGAAGAAAGAUGACAAGUUCACUAAAGUCAAAUGGACACAUGAAGAGGAUCAGAAUCUUAAAACGUUAGUGAGCAACUUUGGAAAGAACUGGAAAGCCAUCUCCUCCUUCUUACCAGGGCGCAGCGAGGGCCAGUGCCUGCAUCGCUGGAAGAAGCACGUGGACCCCGUUCUGAUCAAGGGCUGCUGGACCAAAGACGAGGACGAGCUGGUGAUGGACCUGGUGGGGAAAUACGGCACCAAGAAGUGGAGCAUGAUCGCCAAGAAGCUGAAGGGCCGGCUGGGGAAGCAGUGUCGUGAGCGCUGGCACAACCACCUCAACCCCCAGGUCAAGAAGAGCUCCUGGACCAAGGAGGAAGACCUCAUCAUCUACAAGGCCCGCACGCUGCUAGGGAACCGCUGGGCCGAGAUCGCCAAGCUGCUGCCCGGGAGGACGGACAACGCCAUCAAGAACCACUGGAACUCCACCAUCCGGCGCAAGGCGGAGAUGGGCCUCUUCACCGAGGACGGCGACAGAAGCUUACUGGACCCCGAGCAGUUGGAGCAGAGCGAGGCGGACUUCAGGUUCGACGUAGUCCUGGAUUCUGAGCCUGUGUCUCCUGAAGCGGUCCAGCCGGAGAAGGGCAAGGCGAAGAAGCCCCCCAGGCCCAUGGAGAAGACCGUGGCGCUCCCCCCGCCUCCGCCGACCGUGGAGUCGAGGACGUCCCCGACCCCCGACCCCAGAGCCAGGGCGAAGGCCCGUCCCGAGCCGCCCUCCACCUUCAGCAAGCGCCUGGUGGCCGCCGCCCUGAGGAUGAUCGCUGAGGACAUGCUGCCGCUCAGCUUCGUGGAGGGCGCGGGGUUCCGCUCCUUCAUGGCCACCGUCGCCCCCCACUACCUGCGUCUGUCCCAGCGCGCCGUGGGCCUGCAGCUCUACGAGGACGUCGAGCGCAAGAUCAAGCCCCAGCUCAUCCGCGACCUCCAGGCCCGGCUCGCCGGCGGCGAGGACGGCGACCGCAGGGGCGCCAUCCACGUGACCUUUGACCUCUGGGCGGGGAGAUCGCCCUCGCCCUCGCGCGCCUCCUCGCCGUCCUCGCCGUCCUCGCCCCCCUCCUCCUCCUCCUCCUCCGCCCCCCCCACCGGGGACGAGCCCGUGGUGGUGGUGGCGGUGCAGCUGCACUUCGUGGACAGCGGCUGGAGGCUGCGGCGUUCCACCGUGGCGUUCCGCCAGCUGGCCGGAGGCGGGCGCCUGGCGGCCACGCUGGGCCGGGAGCUGGAGGAGGUGCUUCUGGGGUACGGCCUCUUCCCGCACGCCGUGGGCUACGUGGUGGCCAGCCGCGCCAAGGAGGCGCUGGAGGCCAACGCCGUGUUCGGGGACUACAAGGUCAUGUGCUCGUCGCCGCGCGGUGACCCCGACGCCGACGACCUGGCGGCGUUCCUGGGGGACCGGCCGGCCGAGGGGGACCCCUCCCCGUUCUCGGAGCUCCAGACGGGGACGGCGGCGGCCUGCGUGGCGUCCACGCUCCAGCUGGUGAUCCGGGAGGCGCUGAAGAACUCCCGCGUGGUGGAGAACGUGCUGACCCAGCUGCGCUGCGUGGUGGCCUUCUUCAGGACCAGCGGCUACUGGAACGAGGUGCUGCUGAAGGAGUGCUUCUUCUCCCUGUCCCCCCCCGGCCACAUGGGCCGCUGGAACUCCCUGAUGGCGUCCAUGCGGCGCCUGGUGGACCCCGCCUCCUGGAGCUCCAUCAUGACCCUGCUGGCCCAGGCCCGCAUCGAGGCGCAGGACUCCACCAGCGCCCCGCCCCUGGUCCGCGCCCGGCGGGAGCAGCUGGUGGACAUCCUGGGCCUGCUGCAGCCCUUCGAGGACGCCAUCCAGGUCCUCCAGAAGCCGGGGGUCACCCUCUCCUUCGUCAUCCCCUCGCUGAUGGGCCUGGACACGGUGCUGGCGGGCCGGCCCACCAGCUACACCCACUUCUCCAAGGCGCUGCGGGCCGGCCUCCAGAGCCACCUACAGCCGCUCAUCCUCCAGAGAGACCUCAUCCUGGCCACCGUGCUCGACCCCCGCAUCAAGCUGCAGCCGUUCCCCGACGCCAAGCAGGAGAGCGAGGAGUCGUUCCUCACCGUCCCGUCCAAAUCCCGGAUCCAGUCCAUGCUGGAGACGCUGCUGGAGGACACGGAGGCCUCGGCCUCUCCCGCGGCCGGUCCCCAGGAGGAGGAGGAGGAGGAGGAAGAGGAGGAGGAGGAGAAGCCCCCCCCGUCCGCGCCCGGCCCCCCGGGGGCGCCGACGCUCUCGGAGCUCGAGGUCUACCUGUCGGAGCCGCUGCUGGAGGGCGACGCCCCCUUGCUGUUCUGGAAGGCGGCCCGCCGCUUCCCCAAGCUCCAGAGCAUGGCCCGCCGGCUGCUGGCCAUCCCGGCCACGUCGGGGGGCUUCCCGCGCCUCUACCCCAUGGCGGCCAGCAUCGUGAAGGCCAAGCGGAGCCGCCUGCCGCCCCACACCACGGAGAGGCUCCUCCUCUUCCGGGAGUCCGUCCGGUGGAAGCAGGGGCCGCCGACGGGCCGGAAGGUACCGGCGGCGCCGGCGCCGGCGGUGGCGGCGCCGAGGCGAGACUCUGGUUCCUAUUAUUGUAAAGUGCAAAGACGCAUGGUAAGGAAGACCUCCGAGUGACCACGGCCGCGCCGGGGGGGGGCUUCGCCCGGAGCUAGCACUGCGCCGGUGGACAGAACGGGACCCGGACAUCCGGUUGGGUGGGGCAGAGGAAUGAACGGUGGUACUUUUUUAGCUGCAUACACAUUAGAGACGUUUACCUUCUGGGUACCGCUUGUGUUGCUCGAUUUUCCCCUCUUUUGCAUUUUUUUAUUUUAUUCACAACCAAUCAAAAGCUUCUAUGAUGUUGAUUAUGGAUGUGAGGAACCGACCCAGGAACCGUGACACAGAAAAGGGUUCCAGGCCCCCCUUCCUCUCCUUAAGUAGAUCCUCCGCGAAUCGCGGCCUGGAAUCUUCUCCAACCGGACCUCAUUGAACUGCUCGGCCGUUGUCUCUCUUCGGAGCUGUGUCGUACUACAGGUGGCUGUCCCGGUCAGCUCAACCAAUUUUGUUUUUUGUUUGUUUAUACAGUUGCUAAAUGCUAUGAGGAAAAGGACCCUGUGCUACUGAAGUAAAAUGAUGGUUUCUCUCGGUUUUCUGCCUUUUUACGUCGAAUGUAUAGUCGUUCCAUUUGAGAGCGAUGUGGUGGAUAAUUAAUGAAUUCUGAAAUACACAAUACCUCCAAUGGUGUCUGAAGGCCCCUUCGAUGGAUGGCCAAAUGAUUGGUUCCCAGCCUUCUUGUGUGCGAGUGUUGAAAGGUCCUGGUGUAAUCUGUGGAUCAGAAGGUCCCUGUAUAAAGUGGUUUCAUAAGUAGAGUAUGAGGUAGUUCAAACAAUGGCCCUUCCUGAAAGAUUAUUUAAUUGAGCAGCAGUUGACUCAAUUUUGUUUUCUUUUUCGUUUGUACAUUAUAUAAAUC
Messenger RNA from Gadus chalcogrammus (walleye pollock), 3982 nucleotides. It is a transcript of the gene mybl2a, whose product is annotated as v-myb avian myeloblastosis viral oncogene homolog-like 2a. Gene Ontology annotation, biological process: regulation of DNA-templated transcription. Lineage: Eukaryota; Metazoa; Chordata; Actinopteri; Gadiformes; Gadidae. Gene Ontology annotation, cellular component: nucleus. The record is from RefSeq and is a predicted model, not a curated record. The coding region runs from base 457 to 3147 and encodes 896 amino acids. Gene Ontology annotation, molecular function: protein dimerization activity; RNA polymerase II cis-regulatory region sequence-specific DNA binding; DNA-binding transcription factor activity, RNA polymerase II-specific. The transcript has 13 exons.